Puntigrus tetrazona (Sumatra barb) is the source of this 2602-nucleotide messenger RNA. Its product is annotated as complement C1s subcomponent-like. The record is from RefSeq and is a predicted model, not a curated record. Gene Ontology annotation, molecular function: serine-type endopeptidase activity; calcium ion binding. The transcript is spliced from 11 exons. Bases 160 to 2217 code for a protein of 685 amino acids. Gene Ontology annotation, biological process: proteolysis; complement activation. Gene Ontology annotation, cellular component: extracellular region. NCBI's taxonomy places the organism in Eukaryota, Metazoa, Chordata, Actinopteri, Cypriniformes, Cyprinidae.
UAGCCAAAUCAAACAAGUUUACCUUUUUUGAUGACUUUUAGACUUUUGUUCUCUCUUAUGUGAUUGUUAACCACAUACUCUUUAUCGCAAGAAAACCUCAUGCAAACCUCAUUGCAUUAACAGUUUAGUCAAACCGCUAAAGUCAUCUGCAUAUUUGUUAUGGACAGAGUUCAUCUAAUAAUCUGCCUGCUGUGGGCAUGUGUAAAUGUGUGCGAUGGUGAGCCAGCCAUGUUUGGGGAGGUGUCUUCUCCACAGUACCCUCAACCCUAUCCAGCAAACCUCCAGAAACAAUGGGACCUGGAGGUGCCACAAGGCUACCAGCUCCAGCUGACGUUCAAUCACCUUGACAUUGAGUCCUCUCCAGACUGUUACUACGAUUCUGUCACUGUUGUGUCUAGUGAGAAGGUUCUGGGGAAGUUCUGUGGCCAGAAUUCCACAGACCGGCUCCAUCCAGGAGACAAACCCAUCUUGGCUCCUGGUAACCGCCUGCAGCUGAUUUUUCAAACGGAUGACUCAAAUCACGAGUCACACUUGGGAUUCACUGCAUUCUACCAGGCUGUUGAUAUAGAUGAGUGUUCCUCUUCCAAUGUGGAAAAUGGUUCACCAUGUUCACAGAUAUGUCUUAACACCCUUGGCUCCUACCUGUGCGCCUGUUACCAUGGUUACACAUUACGGCCUGACCAACGCACCUGCGUCUUGGAGUGUGGAGGUGGGGUGCACAGUGAAUUAGAGGGGACCAUCUCGAGUCCUGGUUUCCCAGACACAUCUCCUCUUGAUCUGGACUGCAUCUACACCAUCUCUGUGCAGCCAGGCUUUAUGAUUACUCUGAACUUCAGCCAGAACUUCCACAUAGAGCAGAUCUACAGUCAAGGAGAGUCCUGCCUCUUCCAUUGGCUGCAAGUGUCUGCCCAAGGAAAAGAGCCUCAAAAAUACUGUGGAGGAAAAAGCCCUGGAGUCCUGAACACGGGCGCUCACUUAGUCCAGCUGGAGUAUCACACCGAUGGAUACGGACAGAGCCAGGGGUGGAGUUUACGUUACACAACGCAGAGGGUACAGUGUCCACAUCCAGGCAGCAUUGGCAAUGGAACGGUCACUCCAAAAUUUGCUCAGUACUUGUACAGAGACUACAUUCAUGUCCGCUGUAACCCAGGAUACAAGCUAAUGAUGGGAGAGGAAGAGAUUUCAGGUUUUAAGUCCAUAUGUGAGAGGAAUGGUCAAUGGCAUUUGACACUGCCGGAGUGCAAGAUUAUUGACUGUGGAGCUCCAAAACCUCUGCUGAAUGGAGUCUUUGAGCGUAUCAGCGGAGAAAACAAUGAAUAUCUUUCAGUCAUAGAGUAUCACUGCAAUGAACCAUACUACAGAUUUCAAGAUACUUCUAAAGUAACAUACAACUGUGCAGUAGACCGAAAAUGGACAGAAGUCAACAACAAUGAUGUUAUUCCUCCUUGUUAUCCUGUGUGUGGAAAGAAUACAGAGGACUCUUUUGGUGGCAGAGUCUUUGGGGGGAAGUCAGCCAGAUUGGGACAGAUUCCCUGGCAGCUCUUUCAUUCCAGUCCCAGAGGUGGUGCAUCUCUGAUCAAUGAUUACUGGGCCCUUACAGCUGCUCAUGUGGUAGAUGGACUUGAAAACACUAACAUGACUUGGCUUGGAGGAAUAAACAAUAUUAAGGACAAAAACCCAGUCACCAUGGAAGCCGAGAAGAUUAUAAUUCACCCAAAUUAUCUGAGGGUUCCUGUGGGUGGUCAUCAAACAAACUAUAGUAAUGACAUUGCACUGAUCAAAAUGUCUGCUAGAGUCCCACUUGGUCCAAACAUCAGGCCAGUGUGUCUGCCAAACAAAACACAUGAACCUGUAAUGGAGGGAAGGAUGGGUACAGUAUCAGGCUUUGGAGGGUUUGAGAGAAACAUUAAAAGUGAAAUUUUACGUUAUGGGCAUAUUCGGGAAUAUCUUUCUAAAGAGUGUGUUUUCGGGGAUCUGCCUGUCACUCAUAACAUGUUCUGUGCUGGAGAUGAUGUUAACCAUGUUGACAGUUGUCAAGGUGACAGUGGGGGUCCUCUAUUCUUCCCGAUGUUGGGCUAUGGAACUAAUGAGCAGCCCUACGAGGUCAGGGGUAUUGUGUCAUGGGGUCCUGCAAGAUGUGGCCAUGUUUCUAAAGGUUACUACACUAAAGUGCAGAACUACCUGGGUUGGAUUGAAGAAACAAUGGCAAAUAAUUAACAGCCGGUGUGCAACAUGGUGAGAAAGCUUUUGAUUAAAAUAAGCCCAUUUUGUCUGUUUGUCUUGUCCAGUUUAUAUAAAUGUUUCAAAAUUAAGCAAAGAGGAUGAUCUCAUAACUUUGUAUCGCUUUGCAGGGGGAAAAAAAUUACCCAAAGUCUCAACUGGUUAUGUAACUGACUUUGCAAUUAUCAUUCAUCAUCAAAGCAAGGGAUUCUUAUAUGCUACACAUGUCAGAUUAUCUCUUUUGUAUUCAUAUUGCAUGUAAUUAAUAUUUUCACACACCACCUUCUGCAGCCUAAUAAUAAAUGAUUGUAAAGUAUACAAUAUGCUAAUGUUGUCCUCUGGAAGACAAUAAAAAUAAAUAAAUAACAAACCUCUCACUGAA